CAGAAUGCAGCGCGCUGGCGGGAGGUUUGGAACUUUGGGACGCUGAGCCUGCGUGGGUCUUGGUGAACGUGCCUAAGUUAAGGAUUAAAAGCAUCAACUGGAAUCAAUUUGCAUUGAAAAAUUGGAUCAGCACAAAGACUUGAUAUUGUGGAAUGCCUAGUAAACAAGCCAUGUCAUCUAAAGAACAAGAGAGGCUCUUGUGUUACAAUGGAGAAGUCCUUGUUUUUCAGUUGUCUCAAGGAAAUCUUGCAGAUAAAGGGCCUGCAAAAAUAUUCAUAUUGCAUGUCAAAAGAAUGGUGUUUGAUAGAGAAACAAGAACAUUUGUUCUGAAGUCCACUGGGUUCUUUAGCAUGAGGAAAGAAUAUUCUCAUUUAAAAAUUAUAUGUUGCAAUUGUGUGUCAGAUUUCAGAACUGGAAUUAACCUCCCUUACAUUUUGAUACAAAGCAAUAAAAAUAACAUUUUCAAAUAUUUUCUACUGUGUCUUCACAGUAACAAUAAAUUUGAAAAGCAUUUGACUUUUAAACUAGCCCAUGAGUUGAAGGAGAGCAUAAGGGUUCUUAAUGGCCCUUUAGUUUUAUGGCAAUAUGUCAACACAUUGUACUGUAUCUCUUCCCACACUCGCAAAGUUAUGAGUGUGUUGGUUAACUUUUCCUCUAUUGAGUGGGCAGGCGAGAUUGAAAAUCUAGGUAUAGUGUUAUUGGGACUAACAGAAUGUGAUUCGUCUGAGAAAGAAUGCAACCAAAAGCCUUCAGAAUCAGAUUUUGAAAUUCAGAAUACCAAAUUUUGUGUAUAUUCUCUUGAAAGUCAAGAAGUAUUAAGUGAUACUUAUAUUAUUCCUCCUGCUUAUAGCAGUGUGGUAACUUGUGUGCAUGUCUGUGAAACUGAGAUUGUCAACAACCAGUUCAGAAUAUCUCUGAUUGCCCUAACUCGAAAAAAUCAGCUGAUUUCAUUCCAAAAUGGAACUCCUAAACGUUUGUGUCAGCUUCCAUUUGGAGAUCCUUGUGCUGUUCAACUUCUAAAUUCGGGUGAAGGGAACCUCUUUUUCAUUGUAUCAUUUAGGUCCAAUGAUGCUUGUGCUGUUUGGAAAAAGAACUUUCAGAUUGCUGCUAAGUGGGAAAAACUUACCUCUGUACUGAUAGAUGACUUUAUUGGAACUGGAACUGAACAAGUACUUCUCCUUUUUAAGGACUCCUUGAACUCAUUUAAAAUAACAAAUCUUGACAAAAUAAAUUAUUCAAGUGAUCCAUUGACUCGUAAUGAAGAUGAUUUAUUUGAAGAUGAACCAGAACAUUGUUAUUUGGUAAUUCCAGCACUGGAAAAAAGAUUAAAAGUUGGUUUGGCUUCUGUUCAGGAAUUACAGCAGCAUCUAUUGCUUAAGGAGAAAAUUAUUUCAAAAUCUUGGAAAGCUUUAAUAAAUAUGGUUCAAGGGAAAGAUGAUAGUACAUCAAGUGCAGAAGAGGGAUAUCUUGUUCCUUUUUGUGGUAAAGAAGAAAACUGUGUUCAUGCCUUUGAUGAAAAGCUACCAGACAAUUUUCAAGAUUCAGAACAGCUAGUAGAGAAGAUAUGGUAUCGUGUCAUGGAUGAUAGCUUAGUUGUUGGAGUGAAAAUGUCAUCUUUGAAGCUGUCCCUCAAUGAAGUGACUUUAUCACUGAUAAUGGAGCAAGCCUACAGCUCCAGCUUUCGGCUUAUUAAGUGUGAAAAUAGAGUGAUUAAAUUGAGUAAAGAUUCUUUCCCAGCACCACACUUGAUGCCACAUGAAAUAGGAUCAGAAGCCAAAAAGAUCAAGUUGACCUCUGAUAGUAAGGAAGAAGGAAGAUUUGCUUGUGAACAACCAUAUAUGAAAACAUAUGUACAGAUAAUUACUGCUAUAACGUCUCUUUCACCACUUUUAGCAUUCAAUAAAUUUUGUUGCGUUGUGCUGCUACACAUUAGGGAGAAAGAAAAUGGUAGCUGUCCUAAAGAUCGUUAUAUUCCAUGUGGCAGACUUUUUUUAAGUCUAGAAGAUCUUUCAAGUGGGAAAUACUUAAUGACAUUUCCAAAGAAGAAACCGAUAGAGGACAUGGAAGAUCUUUUUGCACUUCUUACAACAUUGCACAAAUCUUGUUUUCAAGUCAUAUCACCUGGCUAUUCCGUGAAUUCAAUGAAGAUGUGGCUCUUAGAACACAUGAAAUGUGAAGUAAUCAAAGAAUUUCCAGAAAUGUGCUUUUGUAAAAGGCCAAGAAAUUUCUAUGGGACACUCUUCAACUGGAAACAAAGAACCCCAUUUGAAGGCACUUUAACAGUCUAUUCCAGGAAUCAAACAGUUUUGUUCCAGUGCCUUCGUAAUCUCAUCAGAGUUCUCCCUAUGAAUUGUUCCUUCAAAAAUUUAAAAUUAGGAAAUGAGGAUUUCCUAAUUGAUCGUUUGGCAUUGACUUUGGAGAAGGAACUGGUUACCCUUGGUUCUCUUUCUUCUUCUGCUUUAGCUAAGGUUGAAAGCAACUUUGUACAGAUGGGUGAAGCAAACACAGGAAAGAGUAGUGUCAUGACUGCUUCAUCAGACAAGAAGGAAAAUAUCCAUUUGUACAGAGAAGAAGUUCAGCGAGAAAAGAAGAAAAUGUUGGAAAGGAACCUAAAAGUGAGUGGUGUCCUUUAUAGAGAGAUGACUUUAAAAUUAGUUGAGAUUCAGUUGCAAUCAGACCUCAGUGCAGAGAAACUGACCAGUUUACAAUCACAAUUUCAGCGUGAUCAUAUUUGAAAUUGUGUUUUCUCUCCCAUCAAUUUUCAUUCUGCUUUGUAUGCCCCCUUUGUAAAAAUAUUGAGGCUCAUUGCAGUUCUUUUAGUUUUGAUGAUGCAUAAAAUAGUAUUCCUUGUGGAGUAGCAGUUUUCAAGUGGGGCUGUUUUACUUUCCUUUGUUCUCACCUUCCAUUGCAAGUAACAUUUAACUGUGUCUGGAAGCGUGUUUUUCUGGUUGUCAGAAGUUCUGGGGUAGCAUAUUAUGUGGACAAUCAUAAAAUCAAGACAAGAAACUAAUACUGGGGUAUUGUGGCUGGAUAAUUCUUUGUAUUGGGGAGCUGUCCUGUGCAUAUAGUAGGAGUUUUAGCACCAUCCUUAACCUCCUUUACCUUCUAGGGAUAUGUAGGGGUACUGUGGGCAUCUAGUGGGUAGCAUCCCACAACAAAUAAUUAUCCAGCCCAAAAUGUCAAUGAUGCAGAGGUUGAGAAAUCCUAUAUUAUAUUCACCACUGAAGUGAAGACAGAAAUGCUAUAAUAGAAUUUUGAUCUAAAUCUUUAAAAAAUUAUUUGCUACUAUUCUGCUUAGUAAAACCUAGUGUGUAAAAAACAACUUCAAAUGAAUAUAUUAAGCAAGACUGAGGAUUCACAAGUUCCUAUAAAUAUUAAGCUUCUGUAGGAAGUCAAAUGGCAGAGUGUCUGAGUGAGACUAGUUUUUGAAACACUGUUUAAUUUAAAUUUUAUUAGAGACCUGCUCUGAAAUUGUGUGAGUCUAUAGGAAUGUAAAAAUUUUAGGGCAUUUUUUCUAAAAAGCACAUCCCUUUCAAAAGGCUAAGUAUACCUCACAGGCCACUAUUAAAAAUAAAAUUGAAAAUGCUUUUAAGCCAUCUGAAAUUCCAACUCUAGGCAAAGGUAAAAUAUAAAGUUGUAACUAAAAUAAUUUAAAGAAUAUGGUGCUCCUUAGGGACAGAGAAAUUUUAAAAAUAAGUGAAACUUGACUUCAAUAAAGAAGUGAUUUAUAAGGGAUCCGGUGAGAGACAUUUCAAAGGGAUAAAAAUUGAACCUCCUCUUUUCUUUUUUUGAAAAAUAAGAAUUCUUGACUAAUAACAGUGUCAAGAGAAGGAAAAAGACACCAAAAGGUAUGAGCAGAAAGAAAUGUUCCUGAUCUUUUUUACUCUAAAAUCCUUAAGUGAGAUGCCAGUUUCCAUCUCAGUUGAAAGAAAUGAAGAUGAUUAUAGGAAGUAGCAUCUCAUGCUUUCAGCUAUGAAGUGCUAAUUCCCCCCAUGCCGUAGAAGUGCUUGUACCUAAUGAUCUGGUGAUACAAACUACAAACGUUUUUUAGAAAAUAUAGGUGAUUAGUUUCUUGUCUUAGUUUUUGUGAUUGUCCAUAUAAUAUACUACCUCUUUUUGGCAAUCCAUUGGAAAUUGAGAUAGAACUCUACAGCCCUAUUUCUAUGAAAUGCCAAUGAGAAAUAUUUUAGAUAUUCUGCAAAUGGAAAUGGAAUAAAUUCAGGAUUAAUUGUAAAAAUCUGGAAACAGUAUUUGUUGUGUGUUAUCUUUUGAAACUGACCAGGACAGGUUCUGAAAGAACAACCAAGUAUAAAAUAUAGUAACUGAUUGUAAAAUGGAGGUUGUCAAAAGACUAACAGGAUUUAAUUGUUUUAGUUUAUCUGUAGGGAAAGUUCUGAUACUAAAAAAUAGCAUGUUACUUAUUUUUUAUUUAUAAAUACAAUCAAUAUUAUAUGUGUGUGUAUGUAUUCCAAAUACCUUUUUUACAAGUGAGUUUUGUACUCUAGUAUACUUUCCUACUAACUACAAACUAGAGAAGCCUAAGUUUGAGGACUCAACACUCUGGCAUUUUCACGAUUCAGCUGUGUUUGCAUCCGCAAACAAAUUCCAUUGACGCUACCCUGGUUACAAAUCUGAGGUUACUUUCAAAAACAUAAUCGUCCCAAAUUCAUGGUUCUAAAUUCAAACCAAGUUUUGUUUAGGAAUGUAGCUCUCCAUAGUUUUCAGAAAAAUAACCAUCUAUUGACUCCUGAUCCCAUUAAUUAAGAAAUAUGUUCAAGCUAGUGUGUAGUCAGUUCAUUAACCAGGCGUAGUAAAAAGGCAAGAAAUGUAACACUUAUUGACUAUCAGCUCUAUGUCAAAGGGUAAUCUUGAAACUUACCCACAUGCUAGCACACGUGCAUGUACACACACGCACAUUCAUAUGUGAUUUAAACAUACAUAUAUGGUUAAUUCUUCACAGCAACCUAUGAUGUAUAGUUAUUAGUGUCCUCAACAUGGAAAAAAUGUUAAACCAAAUUAAGGAGAUGCCUAAAACCACCUUGAUCCUGUGUCCUUGUUGCAAAUAAGUUCCAAAACAGCAGAUAAUUUAGGAACUUUAAUAUACCAGUGAAUCUUAUAUUGUUGUAAUAACAUCUCUUUAUACCAUUUAGAAUUUACCAAGUUUCCCCCCAGUGUCAGAAAAGAAAAGAUGUAGUUUACAUCUCUAUCUGCUUUCUCCAAUAAAAUAAAGAAUUGAACUGUCUAGGCUAGAAGCCUGUGCAGAGCUUUCCUUCCUUCUUUCCUCCCUCUUUCCUUCCCUUUUUACUUCUCUCCCUCCCUUCCACCUGGAUAGUACUAGAUAUUGAGAAGAAUCCUUUUUUAUUUUGCAAAAACAUUACUUUCUGUGCUCAGAAUUUUAAGAGUGUGAGCUCCUUCUUGGAUAACCCUAUCUUGCAGAACUUUAGGCUUUUACUUCUAAACACAGCUUGGUUCAAUGGAAAGAAUGUUGACACAUAAACAGUAUACUUAAUUGACUUCUUUAGGGAUUUGUUCUGUUUUCUAUUUCUGAGUUGUCUAUACUGCUCAAAUGGCUUACUGCCUCAACAAAAUAGUGCUGUCCUAAAAAGUCCUGAUGUUAUGCAUUCUUGCAGUGCUGAGUCUGGUCACUUUCCAAGCCCUUAUUUCAGUAAUCGUGUCAAUUUGACUUUUUAUUCAGUAGGAUGCCAAGUCCUGUUUGGAAGCUGAACUUUCAUAAAGGCAGUAAAUUAGAUAACCAGAGUGCUCUUCUUAUUAGGUUUUUUUCUUUGCUCUACUUAUGAGCAGCUUGUUGGACAAAGUACCUGUGUAUGUAAUUGUAGGUCAACAUCAUGGCUCUGGGUUCAGCCAGGGGGUUUACCAUCCUUAACUUCACUUUUAAUUAUCUAUUUCCCCACAGUGGCAACCAGUUAUGCCAAAGUAUAAGUGGUGUUAUGGCCAGUAAAGCAUACCAUUAAUAAUUAGUCAAAAUAUUUAGCUAGAUGCCACUUAGUCAGGAGUUAAAAGUAUACCAUGCUCUAUUGAUUGCUCCUUGCACAUCUUUUUUCCUCCUUUUUUUCAUACCAGAACUCUCAUUUUGUUCACAAAACUUUCUUUCUCACUGUUUGGGGAGGUGGACCCCAUUUCCAGUUCAGAGGUUAGUUUUCACUAUUCUAAGCCUGUCGAUAUAAUACCUUUCCUUGGCAGCCAUUACUGAUUUGGCACAAGACCACCCCAUUGGACCUAGUCAGAUUGGGGGGAAGGACUUUGUUGAGGAAGAGACACUUGCUAGAAGUAGUUCUAAUUUUAAAAGAGUUAUGUUAGAGUCACAAGGACAUUAGAAUGAAUUUGACACUGGAUCUCAACAUUUUUGUAGUUGCACCCCUGAAUCAAACAUAAAUUUGACUUUUUCCCUGGAUUGCUGAUGGAUUCAGAAAAAAAAAUCUUUAUGAUAGAAAUCAGGGUUUCUGCUACUUCUAGCUAAAAUUGUUUGAAACUGCUAGAAAUGGGGAAAAGAAUCUUAGAGAAUAAAACCCAUGGAGCACAGAAUGUGGUUACAUUUAAAAAACAGCAAUAAAGAACCAUCUACCCUCUACCCCAUGCCUACCCUGAUUUCUGGGUAGUGACUUACUCCCCCUCUCUAUGUUUAUAGUUCAAAUUACUACAUUCUUGAUAGCAAUAUAUAAUUGAAAUAAAAGUUUUAAUUUUUAAAGUUUAUCUUACUUUUUUCUAUUCCUUAGCUUCCCUUUAGUAUUAGAUGAUUUCAAUUGUUUUCUUAAGCCUUCCUUAUUGGGAUAGAGGCACAUGUCAGAUUCUUUAACCUAUUUCUCUAUUUCCUAUUUUAAGAUACAAAAUUGUAAAUGUAAGGACCAUUUCUGUCCAGUUUAUUUCUUAGAUACCUCAAGAAUUCAUAAUUUAAAUUCUCAUUUCUUCUGACAACUCUUCUCUUAUUCUUAGCUACAUCCUCUUCAGUAAAAAGAGGAAGAAAUCUUUAUCAAAUGUUAUUUUUCUGGGAGUCUUUGCUAGAAAAACUGAUUUGAUGUCAUGGGACUGUUUGGGAAAUAGAGUAGUAUUGCUGUAUCAAAAGAGAUACAGCAUUAUUAAUUUAGACCUUAUAGCCUUUUCAAAGAUAACAGAUACAUACUAUGGAGUGAAAGAUAACCCUUUCCGAUUCCUUUCUAACCUCAUCAUAAAAACCAGGUGAUGGUAAUUUUUACCGUGACUUCAUGAGCCUGAUGAGAUAUUUUAAGGCUUAGAAUGGCUGAGUAAUUUGUCAACUGCAAUAAUAAAAUCCUCUUUGAUUUAUCCAAACAGAAAAUUAAUAUACUCCCAACACUUAAAAGAUUCUGAUAAAAAUAAUAAAAACAUUGGCAUGUAUUUUCAGAGGAUAGAAUCUGAAAGAAGUCAAGAUCAAAUGUGUUAUAGUUGCCAAAAUCUUCAGAAAAAUAAAACUUAAAUAUGUGGUACAUGCGUUGGUCCUAGGAAGGGCAGGUGGGGCUUAGUGUGCUGGCUAGUCUGGUGUUUCCUGAAGCAGUGCUAACUGAAAGGGGAAAGAAUUAUAUAGGAAAUAUAAAUAGUAGGAAAAGGAAUUAUCUACAACAUUUAAGAAAAUAGUUGAAUAAAACUGUAACCUGCACUUCAUACCAAUUUUCUACAAUGGGGUGUGUUGUGUGAUAUAUGUAUGUGUAUACACACUAUGGUAUUCUGCUUAUAAAAUCAGUUUUUAAUAAAACACUGUCAUAUCCUGACAGUCUUAUUGUAACACUUAUUUUAUAUAUAUAUAUAUUUACACACACACACACAUACACACAUACACACACACAUAUAUAUAGUGAACAUAUAUUUUCUAAAUGUUUUGCCUACAUGAUCCUAAUAGCCCUUUAAAACUGUGCUUUUCUGGGUAGUAGUCUUUACUCAUUUGUGGCUAUUCAAAUUUACAUUUUAAUUAGUUAACAUAGAAUAAAAUUUAGUUCCUUACUUGCUCUGACCACAUUUAAAGUGCUCAGUAGCCACAUGUGACUAGUAUUUGGUCAGGCAGAGAACAUUUCCAUAGUCAUAGGAAGUUCUACUAGUCAGUGCUACUCUAAGAUGUCUAUUAUUAACUAACUUUUGUUUCCUAAUAAAGAAACUGAGACCCAGACAGGUUAAAUAAUGUGCCUAAGAUCACAUAGCUAGAAAGGGAACUACCAAGAUUUAAAUCCUCCAGUCUAGUUUUAGUACCUCUGCUCUUUCACCACUAUGCUAUUCUGCUUAUAAAAUCAGUUUUUAAUAAAACACUGUCAUAUCCUGACAGUCUUAUUGUAACACUUACUAUUUUAAAAAUGGGGUGCAAGAAAUACAUAAUUUGCUAAAAGUAUAAAUCUAUUUAUAAAAUUGAAAUAUCAGGGAAAAUGUGAAUGUGACAGUUCAUCCUAAAUCCUGUAAUGGUCACAUUCUUAAGAGUUAAGUGAUGCCUCAGCUGAAUCUGCUUUCUUACAUACUCGCCUACACCUAUAUGUAAACACCAAAUACCUAUGCAUUAGUCCCUGUUUCCUUCCUGUUGUCUUUGUUAGAACUGUCACUUUCCAGCAUUAUUGCAUUACCAUUCCUGGUUCAUAUUUCAGGAUUUCUUGAGUGAAAGUGUUACUUCUCUAAAUAAUCUUUAAGUAGCUUCUCCUUGAGAAAUACAUACGUCUUGUGAGUUGCCACGAUAUUCAUUGUUGACUGGUCAUGACUACAAUAGAGGACUUGGAAUUCUAGAAAAAAUUGUGAACUGUCUAGCUUAGGAAAGUUACAUCUUUAUUCUGUAUGAGUACUGUGUUACUUGAGAAGAAAAUGAAGUUGAAUUCUGUGUUCUGUUUUCACCCUUUGCUUGCUCUAAUCUUUCCAGGUGAUCUUCCCAUAGAAAAUAUUUUACCUAUUUGAAAAUAUGAAAUGUAAGAAGAUGAAGGGAUCUGUCAUUCAUUCAUUCAUAUAUUUUUAGGUUUCAUUGAAUCAGUGUUGUGUAUAUCUAGGACCUGGAGAUACAAAUAUAAAUAAGCUUCUUGGAUCUUAAAAAGCUCAGUUUUAAUGGGAGAGACAGUGGCACAGAGAUAUAUGCUAUACUGAGGUAUUCGAUAUAUGUAUUCCUGAGGUUCCAGGGAACACCUUUAAAUGAACUAUGCCCAGUAGAAAUACUGUCUUAGUGAGAGGAUUCCUUGGGGAUCUGAUAAAAUCUGAGGCUAUUCAUGUUGGAAGUGGUUUUGAGUUUAAAAUGGUGGUAUAAUGAUGUUUUACCUCAUGAUUCAGAGAGAAUGCUAGAAAAAAAUGUAGGCACAUAGAAAAGUUCAAACCAAAGCACUUUGAACAGCAUAAAGGAGUCUAAUACAGAUUAUACUUUUGAAAUCUUUCUUUUUCUAUUUUCUUUCUUUUUUUGUGCUGGCAACUGAAGGCCUUCAGGCUUGUUGAACACCCAUUCUAUCACUGAGUUGCACCUGCACUCCACAUUUGAAAUAUUUCUUGAUUGAAAAAUUAGUUUUAUUGUAUCA
Messenger RNA from Sciurus carolinensis (gray squirrel), 9500 nucleotides. It is a transcript of the gene Fancb, whose product is annotated as FA complementation group B. The coding region runs from base 153 to 2735 and encodes 860 amino acids. Gene Ontology annotation, biological process: replication-born double-strand break repair via sister chromatid exchange; negative regulation of double-strand break repair via homologous recombination; interstrand cross-link repair. Gene Ontology annotation, cellular component: Fanconi anaemia nuclear complex. The transcript is spliced from 9 exons. The record is from RefSeq and is a predicted model, not a curated record. Lineage: Eukaryota; Metazoa; Chordata; Mammalia; Rodentia; Sciuridae.